Molecule: messenger RNA, 1138 nt
Organism: Drosophila serrata
Lineage: Eukaryota; Metazoa; Arthropoda; Insecta; Diptera; Drosophilidae
Product: prolyl 4-hydroxylase subunit alpha-2
Biological process (GO): peptidyl-proline hydroxylation to 4-hydroxy-L-proline
Cellular component (GO): endoplasmic reticulum
Molecular function (GO): protein binding; iron ion binding; L-ascorbic acid binding
Source: RefSeq, a predicted model, not a curated record
GCUACUAUGAAGUGGUUCAUUUUGAAGCUCUACUUGUUUUCAAUAUUUCUCCCACAACUUAUUUGCAGUGCAGAAAGCGAAAAGGUCGAAGAUGGCGUAUUAUACAGCACUUCUGUAAUGAGCAUGGUUAAGCUUUUAGAUAUGGAAGAUUCUUUAAAAGAAAACGUAGAGAUAUAUGUUCGGGAAAUGCAAGCCAAAUUGGAUAUGAUCAAAUUAUUCCUAUAUUCAAUAAAAAGAGAACAACAGCUGAGAACCCUAGAGGAAAAAGAAGAGUUUAUGGCAAAUCCUUUAAAUGCAUUUCCUUUACUAAGACGCCUCAAUCAAGACUGGCCCAAGUGGCUUAAAUUUCUAAAAAUAGCCAUAGCUCCAAAUAAUACAAAGGCAAUGCAAACACACUUAAAAUCAGCGCCUAGUAAUGAUGAUCUUAACGUGGCUCUUAAAGGUAUGACGCGUAUCGAACAAUUUUACAAUCAACAUGCGGAGGAUUUAACCAAAGGUUUCUUGUUGGAUCAGAAAUUCGACUCUCAUUUGACAGCUCCCGAUUGUAUUUCCUUAGCUGAUUUCUAUUAUAAUCAAACGCGAUUUACUGAUUGCACUCAUUGGUAUCGCAUGGCCCUAAGACUUCAUAAGAAUCCCCAAGGAAAAUUAUACGAAAGGGUAUUGGGUUUGAAGAGAAAGAAUAUCUAUAAAAAAUACGCCAAAGCUUUGCUUAAAGAAUGUUAGUAUAGUUAGCAUAUUGGGGCGGACCUAAGGUUACAUUACUGUUUUUUGCUUCUGACGUCGAAGGUGGUGCUACUGUCUUUACAAAAUCAAAAGUAUCAGUUUUUCCCCGAAAAGGGAGCAGUUUGUUUUGGUAUAAUCUUUUAGACGAUGGAACCCCAGAUCGUCGGAGCGUACAGGCUGAAUGCCCGGUUCUAAAAGGAAAUAAAUGGGUUUUUACUAAAUGGAUAAAGGAGAUAAACAGUCAGUGCACACAUAGGACCAAAAGUUGAAAAAACUUUAACAUAAAAUAAAUAUCCUUUAGAUUCAAUAAUUUCAGAUAUUGUUAUAAAUGAAAACUUAGAAGAAAGCGAAUUUUACCUUCCGAUUGAUAAUGCAAAAUAAAUAUUUUUUGCCGGUUUACAGGGUCGGAAACGAG